Messenger RNA from Saccharomyces mikatae IFO 1815, 1503 nucleotides. RefSeq names its product Rsc58p (gene RSC58). The record is from RefSeq and is a predicted model, not a curated record. Bases 1 to 1503 code for a protein of 500 amino acids. Gene Ontology annotation, cellular component: RSC-type complex; nucleus. Gene Ontology annotation, biological process: regulation of transcription by RNA polymerase II. Gene Ontology annotation, molecular function: protein binding. Lineage: Eukaryota; Fungi; Ascomycota; Saccharomycetes; Saccharomycetales; Saccharomycetaceae. The transcript has a single exon.
AUGAUGGAAAGUGUGAAUGGUGAUAAACUAGCGGAUCUUUUGGCAAAUGUUCAAUCCAUUUUGAAUGCAGCUUCCGUCAAAUGUCACGUAGUGGAUGAAAGUUUCCCAGCCAAAUUCUUUGAGAAAAAUCCGGAUAAGAUAUAUGAAUCAUACUGCAAGUUCAUUAAAAAUAGAAGUAAUGCCGAAGGUUCGAUACGUAAUGAAGAUAAAUUAGCUUUGACAACCAUCAACAAGAGAUUUGAAAAUGGAGAAUACGAGCCUGUUCAAGGUGGGUUUUAUAAGCUAUAUCACGAUGUCAAGUUGGUUUGUACAAUUCUCAUUCACUUUUAUCCUCAGGGUACAAGGAAUUACCAAUUAGUUGACAAGUUCUACAAAUUUUCUUCAGAGCUUUUAUUGCGAGAAUGCUACAGAAUAGGAAUUGCUCUAACACAAGCAAAUAUUGUAAAAUCAAGAAGUGGCAAGUCUCUCAAUGGAAAUGAGGUGGAUGAAUACGAUGAUGAUGAUGAUGCAACAGAACUAGACAAAAUAAUCUCUUAUGAUUUCAUUAAGAUUUCUAUGAAUUAUUCGGUACCAAUUUCUCAAACAUAUCAGAUACGGACCAAGGAUAUGGACCUUUUCUCUUCGAUAAUUUCUAAGUCUAAUCUUGACAAAAGGCCUCAUGAACUUCCCAACACGAACUUCAAGAUUAACAACAUCUUACCUCAGACUGACAUAGAAAAUGAAGCUCCUAGAUUAGGAUUUGUGGGUGCGAAUACAAGUAAUAUCCCAGACCCCACUUUACCACCGACUGAGAUGAUGACCAGAUUUUUGCAUCCAAAUUGGUAUGCUUUGCCUACCACAGUCUGGCUAAAAUAUGGGAACUAUAAUUCCUGGGCGCCUUCCUUCAACGAAAACGGCACCGUCGUGGAUUCAACAACUAGAGGCCUUAUUUGGCUUGAGAGAAUUGGUUACAUGAACUUGUAUGAAAAAAAUGAAAAGAAAGAAAAACAAGAGGAAAUACUGGACUCGAAUGAGGGAAACAAAAAUAGCGAACAGAAAGAUAAAAACGAGAUUAUUGAUGGCAAAAGCAAUGGCGUCAACAACAAUAGUGAUGAUAAUGAUACAGGUAUCACUUCUGAAAAUGCAGAAGGUUUCGAAGACACAGAACAAUCGAUAAUAAAGCUUCACAAUUUAUACAAUUGGGCACCCUCCAACUACAUAGGGGAUGACGAAAUUGAGAGUUUUCAGAAUGGUACGCCGGAUAAGUUGGUUACUGAGUCUCUUGCGAAACUUAAAAAGCUGAGGAAGGAGAGAAUAUUAAAUAGAGUUUCGAAGCCCACUACAGAGGAAAGAGAGAUUUACUUUAAAGUGAAAAGAAUACUGAAGGAAGUUAUCUUGGCAAAAAAAGUUUCCAAGCUACCUAUAAACAAUGUAAGGGCGUUCCCAGUGUUACAAACAAACUAUAGUGGUAGUAUACCCGUCGUAAGGGCUCAGCCAGGUCGCAAGCGGAAACACAAGAAAUAG